This is a messenger RNA of Harmonia axyridis, 3574 nucleotides long. It is a transcript of the gene twy, whose product is annotated as inner centromere protein A. Lineage: Eukaryota; Metazoa; Arthropoda; Insecta; Coleoptera; Coccinellidae. The record is from RefSeq and is a predicted model, not a curated record. Bases 521 to 3322 code for a protein of 933 amino acids. The transcript is spliced from 7 exons. Gene Ontology annotation, cellular component: ciliary transition fiber; ciliary basal body; centriole. Gene Ontology annotation, biological process: cilium assembly; establishment of epithelial cell polarity.
AUAAACAAUUUGUUGGUCCAGAGAGAAGUUUUCAUUUUCGCCCAUUUGUUACUGCGAUCAUCAUUUGAAAUGCCUAUAAAAUCACAACGGUUCCUAGGAUAAACCAAGAUCAGUUGCUGGUUCCAAGGGCUACUUUAAGUUCCUCUUUGAAUUUUCUUUCAAUAUCCUCAACUUUCUUUCCCAACUUGUUGAAUCAUAUUUCGUCGUCCUAGAAACGGAAACAAUACAAACAGUAAUUCACAUCGGGUAAACAAACUAAGAUUACAGCAGAAAUUCUUCAGAGUUUUUAGAAUUUAAUUGCGAAUUGAGGAAAAUGGUUAUUGUCUGUGAUAGUGCUGAGUGAAGUUAAACAAAACAUAAUGAUAUAUUUGAUGAACUUUGUCAUCGGUAUUGCAACUGGGGUUAAAAAUUCAAAUCGUAGAAGAAGUAACUAUAGGAAACCAAUUGAAAGGUCGUUGUAGGAUCAAACAUUAUUAUGAUAUACUGGAUGUAAAUAAUAUUUGAAGGAAGUAACAUAAGCAUGGACUUUGGAGAUUACGAUGUACUAGGGGAUAUCUUAUCGGAUGGCAGUGAUGACAGUUUUUUUGAUGAACCUAAACGUACGACAAAAUCUUCCGCUCCAGCUAGACAAAGACAAACCGAAAUAAAAAAAGAAUCUAACCAAGAUGAUUUGACUGGCCUUCCAACAUCAACCAAGACCAGUAUGCAUCAGGAUUCCAAAGGAAAAAUUGACUGGCUUGGUCUCGACAAAAAGGAUAAUAUAGAAACGGAAAGAAGAGAUUCAUUAACAAGAACAAAGAAAACUACAAAGAAGAUAAGCUUCGAAGAUGAUGAUAUUUUGGGUACCUUAGGAUUCAACGAAAAAUCGGAUAAAACUAAAAGAACGGAUAGCUCUUUAGCACAAGAAACGAAAGAUAAGAAAACUGACUUACUUGAAAGUAUCUUGAAAAGUAAUACUAGAGAAAAAUCCAAUGAAAAUGCGCCAAAAGUAGGUAUCACGGCUGCCAAAAGUAUCGGUGAAGGUUAUGCAGCUUCUGCAACUGCCAAUAAUACUGAAUUAUUAAGUUUUCCGAGAGAAGGAAGGAGAAAACGAGUCACUUCAGGUUUGGUAGAUCCGUUGGGUUUAUUUUCUGAACAAACAAACGAGGAACCACAUAGUCAUGUGAGUGCAACCGAUGGUAAACAGGCUAGAACUCGUUCGUUUUCUUCAGGAGACACCAAAGACAUUGAUACAGUGUCCUCAACAAAAAGUCAAUUCGGAGACACCAGAAGUGUCCCGAAUCUCCUUGAACCCCAAGGAACACCUGAUUGGCUGGGACUCUCAUCAAAACCAAAAACAUCUGAAAAUGACUGGACAGCGUCUUCGUACACCAAAUCGAAAUCCGAUAUAACAAUGAGCGACAGGACUGAAACAGUUGGUAAUAUUGGCAAGACCGCAGAAAAAACAGUUGAAUCGGAUCAGACCAACUUUGAGACAUCAGGCUUCCAAACUCCAUUAUCAAACGCCUUGUUAACGCACGAGAAGUUCGCCAAGUCGCAGAUCGAAUUCCAGAGUGCAGCAGUGUCCCUCCAGCAACAAGAAUCCCAAAUUCUGAUAGCCCUUCAAAUGAAGAAAUACGAGGACAGUCUUAUGGAGAUACAGCGUCAACAACAAGAGAUCCUGAUGAAACAAGAUAAUCAGUUCAGCGCCCUGCUGGAGAGACAAUUCGCCAAACAACAAGCUAUGGAGAAUGGACUGAAAAUGCAGCAAGAAAGGAUUAAUAACCACAUUCAACUUCUUCUUACCCAACCGAGGACGGACGGAAGUGUUUCCCAAUUGAAGGAAGGCACUGAUAAGACUAGAGAAAUUGCGGAAGAAGAGUACUUGAAGGCUAAUGAAAAUCUGAUCAACAAUUUGAAACAGCGACAUCAUGAGGAACUAUUCAUUUUGGAGGAAUCUUAUAAAAAACAAAUAUCCGUCCUGGAGGAUUCUUCGCAACAAGUAGAAUCCAGACUGAAGUCAGAAUUAGAAGCAGUCAUCUCAAGAAAUGAAGUGAACCUAAAUACAUUAAAGGAAAACUACGAAAAAGAAAUGCAAGCUAUGAAAAAGAAGUUUGAGGACGUAGAGAAGCAACAUGUUGAAGAAUUCAAACUCAUUCGAGACAACCAUUUACGAGUGAUGGACGAGAUGAAAUACGAACAGAAUAUUUUAAUCGAGAAUUUGAAGGAAUCGAAGAGACUGGAAUCUUCAGUGAUUAAGGAAUCCGGAGAUUUUGGAAGGAUGCUGGACGCUAAUAUUCAUUUGUUACAGAACAACAGUCAGAUAUUGCAAAAUGUUAGUGGUCAAGUUGAGACGCAGUAUAGCGUUAUUAACAGUGCGAGAGAAGAAGCGUUCAAGGCCAAGGAGAAAGAGAUCGAGAUGAUGAGAACCACCUUGGAAAAGUGCAGGGAAUCCGCAGAAACAGAAAGAACACAUCUGUUAGGAUUGGUACGAAGUUUGGAAACGAAAAUUGCUGAACUCAAUCAGACAACUAGGGAGGAGCGUUGGGCUAUGCAACAAGCUGUGUCAACUUUAGCAUCGAGAUCGGCAGCAUUCGAUAGGGAAAUGGAAUUUUCCAGGGCUUCCAUUGAAAGGGAGAGAGAACAAGUGAAGACAUUGAAGGAGUCGCUACUGGCAGAACAAGAAAAGAUGAUGAUUCAACUGACAGAGGAGAAAUUGAGUAUUUCAGCUGAAAAAGCACGACUGACAACCACCAGUAAACUUAACGUUCAGUUCGAUACUCAGAAAGCGAAGGCUGAGCUCGAGGCCGCCAUUCAGGUGGCCAAAGAUGCUGCCGAAAUGACAGACAGAGAAAGGGACACUCUACAGAGGAGGAUAUUAGAGUUUGAAUCAUUGAAGAGAGUUAUUAAAGACAAAGAAAGGAAAUUGGUUUCUAAAGAAGAAGAACUGUCGGAGUUGAUAUAUGUUUCUGAACAAAAGUAUAAAAAUGGCGAAAGAGCUCUGAAGGAUGCUAAGAUGACCGAAGCCAAAUGUAACGAAAAGAUGAGGAUUUUACAAGAUCAACUGCUCCAGCUUUCCAGCAGAGAAAAAAAGGUGAGCGAAGAACAGAUAGCCUUGUCGAAGGAACGUUUGGAAUUGAACACGCUGAUAAGGAGGAAACAAAAUUGCAAACUGUGUUCAGCAGAAGGCUUGAGGAAUGAAGAACAGCGAAACGAUUGGACAAAUUACAACAAUAGUGACAUCAACAUUCCUCCUCGAUAUGAGGUGACCGAAGCUGAAAUUUUUAGACUUCAAUUUGAAGAUAAAGAAGAGGAACCAAGAAGCACAAACAAAUAUGCUUGAGAAUGUUACUUCCCAAUGGAAGCGAAUUGAACUGUCAUAAUAUUUUAUAUGAGGUACGUCUCUCGAGUAGCUACCUUUUGUCAGUGCCAAUUGUAUUUUUAUUCGUAUUCAAAAAAACAACCUCUAAAACAGGUUGAUUUUGAGGUUUUUCGAUAUUUCACAAUCGUAUUUCAGGAAAACACUUAAGAAUCAAUAAGAAUAAUAUUUUAUAAUCGAAAAGAAUCUGAGGUACCCAUAUGAAAUAAUGAAAAU